UAUUUACCGCGGAAGUAAACAACUUAUACUAUACAAGGUGUUCUACGUUAGACAAUUACGAAGAUUUGGGAUUUUGCUGAUACUGAAGAACAGAAAUUAGUAAUAUCGAUGCAUUUUUGCCAAAGUAACGUAAGUGACAUUUUUGGUGAAAAUCAUGUUUUUCCAUUAACGUAAGGCUUUUAUUGUUGAGAAGGUCCUGCCAAGGUGUAGGAAGCCUAGAUUUUACUUUAAACCUUUGUUUUUAGCUUUUUUGGGAAACGUACGUCCAGAUUUUUUUAAAUCAUAUCCGUAAAAGAAACGUAACUUCAUCACUAUUUCCAUCAUAGUAAUGCGGUUUUUUACCGCCAUAAUAACAUAAGUCGCUGUCGGUUUCUGCGACUUACGUCAGAUUUUCGCAGUCAGUGUUUGGCUUACGACAGUGUUAGGUUCGUGCUACCAUCGACUAAUUAUUGAUUUCAGAUUAUGUCUAUGGUCAGUUCACGAACAAAAAGGAUUUUGGCGGCUCUUAGCCAAAAUGAUGAAUCGAAUAAUGUUUAUUUUGAGGAAGAAAUCGGGUCUAUGCCGAUAUCCAUUAUUUCAAGUGACAAUAUUUUUGAUCUAGAUAAUUCCGAAAAAAUUUUUAAAAACUACUUUAAUGAGUUAGCAGAAACUGAUGCAGAGGAUGACAAUGAAGAUGAACGCUCCAAAACUUAAAAAAAUAUAUAUUUUUUACUAGUAAGAAUUUCAUAUUUUCUUUUGUAACGUCAUUUUGUGUUUUUUAAUAAUAAAC
Acanthoscelides obtectus is the source of this 769-nucleotide messenger RNA. Lineage: Eukaryota; Metazoa; Arthropoda; Insecta; Coleoptera; Chrysomelidae. The record is from the annotation of a GenBank genome assembly.